Erinaceus europaeus (western European hedgehog) is the source of this 5285-nucleotide messenger RNA. RefSeq names its product potassium voltage-gated channel subfamily H member 6 (gene KCNH6). Lineage: Eukaryota; Metazoa; Chordata; Mammalia; Eulipotyphla; Erinaceidae. The transcript is spliced from 13 exons. Gene Ontology annotation, molecular function: inward rectifier potassium channel activity. Gene Ontology annotation, cellular component: membrane. Gene Ontology annotation, biological process: regulation of heart rate by cardiac conduction; membrane repolarization during action potential; regulation of ventricular cardiac muscle cell membrane repolarization. The coding region runs from base 243 to 3116 and encodes 957 amino acids. The record is from RefSeq and is a predicted model, not a curated record.
AGCACCCACCGUGCACUCAGCACCCACUUAGCGCGGACAGCACCCACCGCGCACACAGCACCCACGACGCGGGCAGCACCCACCGUGCACUCAGCACCCACCGAGCGCGGACAGCACCCACCGCGCACACAGCACCCACUGAGGGCGGACAGCACCCACCCGGAGGGCUGCGGAGAGGAGGGGCAGGGCCCCUGGGCGUCCUCCCCCAGUGCCAGCCCGCGGGGCUGCGGGGCAGGGCCGGGAUGCCGGUUCGCAGAGGCCACGUGGCGCCCCAGAACACUUACCUGGACACCAUCAUCCGCAAGUUCGAGGGCCAGAGUCGUAAGUUCCUGAUCGCCAACGCUCAGAUGGAGAACUGCGCCAUCAUCUACUGCAAUGACGGCUUCUGUGAGCUCUUUGGCUACUCCCGGAUGGAAGUGAUGCAGAGACCGUGCACCUGCGACUUUCUCACGGGCCCCAACACCCCGCGCAGCGCGGUGAGCCGCCUGGCGCAGGCCCUGCUGGGGGCCGAGGAGUGCAAAGUGGACAUUCUCUACUACCGCAAGGACGCCUCCAGCUUCCGCUGCCUGGUAGAUGUGGUGCCUGUGAAGAAUGAAGACGGAGCUGUCAUCAUGUUCAUCCUCAACUUCGAGGACCUGGCCCAGCUCCUGGCCAAGAGUGGGAGCCGUAGCCUGUCCCAGCGCCUGCUAUCCCAGAGCUUCCUGGGCUCCGAGGGCUGUCACGGCAGACCAGGAGCCCAGGGUCCGGGCACAGGCGAGGCCAAGUACAGGACCAUCAGCCAGAUCCCGCAGUUCACACUCAACUUUGUGGAGUUCAACCUGGAGAAGCAUCGCUCAAGCUCCACCACAGAGAUUGAGAUCAUAGCGCCACACAAAGUGAUAGAACGGACACAGAAUGUCACCGAGAAGGUCACCCAGGUGCUGUCGCUGGGCGCCGACGUGCUGCCCGAGUACAAGCUGCAGGCGCCGCGCAUCCACCGCGGGACCCUGCUGCACUACAGCCCGUUCAAGGCCAUGUGGGACUGGCUCAUCCUGCUGCUGGUCAUCUACACCGCCGUGUUCACGCCCUACUCCGCCGCCUUCCUGCUCAGCGACCAGGACGAGUCCCAGCGCGGGCACUGCGGCUACACCUGCAGCCCCCUCACCGUGGUGGACCUCAUCGUGGACAUCAUGUUCGUGGUCGACAUUGUCAUCAACUUCCGCACCACCUACGUCAAUACCAACGACGAGGUGGUCAGCCACCCCCGGCGCAUCGCCGUGCACUACUUCAAGGGCUGGUUCCUCAUCGACAUGGUGGCCGCCAUCCCUUUCGACCUGCUCAUCUUCCGCACCGGCUCUGACGAGACCACCACCCUGAUCGGGCUGCUGAAGACGGCGCGGCUGCUGCGGCUGGUGCGCGUGGCGCGGAAGCUGGACCGCUACUCGGAGUACGGCGCGGCCGUGCUCUUCCUGCUCAUGUGCACCUUCGCGCUCAUCGCGCACUGGCUGGCCUGCAUCUGGUACGCCAUCGGCAACGUGGAGCGGCUCUACCUGGAGCCCAAGAUCGGCUGGCUAGACAAUCUCGGCACGCAGCUCGGCAAGCACUACAACGGCAGCGACCCCGCCUCGGGCCCCUCGGUGCAGGACAAGUACGUCACUGCCCUCUACUUCACCUUCAGCAGCCUCACCAGCGUGGGCUUCGGCAAUGUCUCGCCCAACACCAACUCCGAGAAGGUCUUUUCCAUCUGCGUCAUGCUCAUCGGCUCCCUCAUGUACGCCAGCAUCUUCGGCAACGUGUCGGCCAUCAUCCAGCGGCUGUACUCGGGCACCGCGCGCUACCACACGCAGAUGCUGAGGGUGCGGGAGUUCAUCCGCUUCCACCAGAUCCCCAACCCGCUGCGCCAGCGCCUGGAGGAGUACUUCCAGCACGCCUGGUCCUACACCAACGGCAUCGACAUGAACGCGGUGCUGAAGGGCUUCCCCGAGUGCCUGCAGGCCGACAUCUGCCUGCACCUGCACCGUGCGCUGCUGCAGCACUGCCCGGCCUUCCAGGGCGCCAGCAAAGGCUGCCUGCGGGCGCUGGCCGUCAAGUUCAAGACCACGCACGCCCCGCCCGGGGAUACGCUGGUGCACCAAGGUGAUGUGCUCUCCACCCUCUACUUCAUCUCCCGGGGCUCCAUAGAGAUCCUGCGUGACGACGCGGUGGUGGCCAUCCUGGGGAAGAAUGACAUCUUCGGGGAGCCUGUCAGCCUCCACGCACGGCCAGGCAAGUCCAGCACGGAUGUGCGGGCCCUGACCUACUGUGACCUGCACAAGAUUCAGUGGGCAGACCUACUGGAGGUGCUGGACAUGUACCCCGCCUUCGCAGACAGCUUCUGGAGCCAACUGGAGGUCACCUUCAACCUGCGGGAUGCAGCCGGGGGUCUCCAUGCGUCACCCAGACAGGCUGCAGGUGGCCAGGACCAGCAAGGCUUCUUCCUCAGUGACAACCAGUCAGGUGCAGCUCCCUCCCUGAGCAUCUCUGAGGUGUCUGACCUCUGGCCGGAGCUGCUGCAGCAAGUGCCCCCAAGGCCAAGGGACCACCCGCCAGACCCUCGGGGAGACCCCGACUGCUGGCCUCGGGGGCUAGGCUCCAGGGUGGAGCAGCUCCAGGCGCAGAUGAGCAGGCUGGAGUCCCGCAUGGCCUCAGACCUCAGUCACAUCCUGCAGCUUCUUCAGCAGCCUCUGCCCCAGGGCCCUACCAGCUACAUCCUGGGAGCCCCCACGUCCAGAGACCUGGCCUUGCUUCCCGCAGCCUCCGUGACUCAGAAUCUGGAAGCUAGGCUGGCCCCGAGCAGUCUGUCUCCUGCACAGACCCAACGCUAUGAAGACUUGGACAGGGGUCGGCCGAGGCACAGACUUUUCCUCUGUGGGAUGCCUCAGCCAGCCGCGGCCAUGGGCGAAACACCGGCAUUGUCCUUGGAGCAGGAGCAGCCUGAGGGGCUCUUGUCACCCCUGACCCCCCCUCUGCUUCCCCCAGAGGGACAGGAACUUGUCUGUGUUCCCCGUUUCCCCUCCCUCCCAGAAAACCUUGGCUCUGUCCCCAGGCAGCUAGAUUUCCAGAGAUGUGACUCAGAUCCCGGAUUUCCAGGAAGUUAGAAACACUGAAUACCACCUUGCACCCACCCCCCACCCCCCAAAAAGUAGUAAGACACUAUGAGAGUUAAGGAUGAGGGAGGCAGGCAGCCACCAAGACGGGCCUCUAGAAACAGUUCCAUGAGCUGCUAGCCGAGGUCGCCCAGAGGACUCAGCCCAGCCUUCCCCAGGGCUUGUUUAGACCUGAGACCGGGGCCAGGUGAGCAAGCCACCCAGGAGGAAGCCAUUAGUGAAAAAGAAACAUGUUCUGGCCUCUGGGAAAGCCUUGCUCUGGGCCAGGCGAGGUUGUUCCCAGCUCUGAGCCGUCCACCGCCUCAGCUCAGCCCCACAGCUGGUCAGACCUGCCUGAACAUGAAGGUGUCCUCUGCAUCAGUGGACACAUCAGGGUAGAGCCCCGUUCCUCAACUAGCCUGCCCCAGUGGUCCUGGAAGGGCUUCUGGAGUGCUAGCAGGUAGUGGAGUGUCUUAAACCAGUAAAAAUCAUACAGGUUCACUUCAGCCGCAUUGGUAACUUAUCUGCAGGUCCCAGGGACAUGAGUGUCAGCGGCUGUGGUCCUUCCGAACCCCUGCAGAAAGCAGCUGUGUGAGCACUAUAGGCUGGGCUGUAGGGAGGCCCAGAGGGACGAGCCUGAGGGCCGUGGAGAAUCCUGACAACAGCCAACACUUCCCUCGUCUGGCUCAGGCCUGGGCACCAUGCUGACUGCUCUGUGGAUAAUAGUUGAUCGAAUUCUUACAGAACCAGAUGGGGUCAUCAUCCUUAGUCCUGUCUCGGGGAAGUAUGAUUUGGAACAGAGAGAUACCAUGAAACUUUCCUCAGCAGGAUGAAGGGGACUUCUCGGAUGCUGCUAUUGUUCUAGUUCCUGAUCUAGAGACAGGGUAUGUGAGUGUGUUUCAGGUUGUAAAGAAACAGGUGCAAUUCUAUGUGUAAAUUUUAAUUUGAUGAAUUAAAAAAAAAAAAAGAAUCUUGCUCAACACAAUAGGAAAAGGAGGACAUACCUGGAACCCAAAUAGUCUUGAGAAUCUGUGCAGUUAACGACCCCACUGCAGUAGAUUGCCAGCCACCAUAUUUUACCUCUUUCGUUCAAGUAUUUCUGUAAAAACUUUUGAACAUGGAGCUGGAGAUAGGUGGCCUGGUAGAGAAAGCAGAUCGUAACAGCAAGGCCUGGCUGUGAGCCCUGAUACCACAUGGGAACACCAGGGGUGGCACAGGGAGCUAGCUCCCUGACGUUUCCAUUUUGCUCUCCUCUCCCUCACUUUAAAUGAAACACUGGAUCCAGAAAGCCGCUCUGUGGUGUCACAUAUGUGUGAGGCCCUAAGUUCAUUCCUAGCUCCAUGUGGCUUUUUUGGAAAAUGUGUUCAUAUGGACUUAUAAAUUGGCAUCUAAAGUUAUUUCAAUGAAGCUCACAAAAAAAAAGUUUGCCUCCAGGAAGACCCAGGUUUGAGCUGACUACAUUGAAGGCAGCUCUGAUGAGGUGGUUUCUUUGCCUUUCUCUGGAUAUCUGGGAAAGCAAACCAUACCUCAUUGAUACAUUUCCAUAUUUAGAAAAGGAUGCAAUUUCCAAUGUGUCCUAAAUAUUAGCACUUUAUAAACCUCCCUUGGUGUUGAUCCAUUUUGAUACAAACAGCAGUUGUUUGAGAAUCAAAAUUAAGUUUUAAAACGUGAGGACAGGGGCUGGGGAGACAGCACAGUAGUCUGUACACUAGACUUUCAUGCCCGAGACCCCAGCGGUCCGGGCUCCUUUCUGGCACCACCAUAUGCCAGAGCUGAGCGGUGCUGUAACCUGCUCUCUCUGAAACAAAAACUCAUUAAGAAAUCAAGCACGAGGACAAGUUCUGUAACAUCAUUCUUUUCCCUCUUAGCAUGAUUCUAUUUCCUUCCACCCAACUCUAUGCUCUGUCGUUUAUUAACAUGCUCUGAAGUCUAUCAUUGAUAACUUUGUUGGACACACACACACUGAGAUUCAGGGCCAGUGAAAUAGCUGAAUGUGUUGAGCACAGUGUUUGUGCCUGAAGUCCUAAGGGUCCCGUCCCGGGUGUAAUAACUGGCGCCACCGCUAGCCGGAGCUGAACAGCGCUCUGGUCUGUCUCCUUUUCUCUCUCUCUCUCUCUGUUAUGUUACUCACAUGUCACUCAUAUGUUACUGCUACUCAUAAAAAAUAAAUACACUGAAAGC